AUGAACAAUCUUCGCUCAUCCCUUAUUAAGGCCCGUAUUGGCAAUCGUUCUUUGGCUGCUAAUAGCUCCAUCGUCGGUGCUACUAGUCGUGUUGGCGGUGUUCGCCUCUCAAUUAUGCAAAACCGUGCUUAUUCUUCCGAUCGUCCCAGAAAAGGAGGAGCUGGAGGCCUUAAACUUUUAACCUUGCUUGGUCUCGGUGGAGCUGCAGGAUACUAUUAUAAUUCUACUCAGUCUUUCAAGACGAAGACUGCCCCAGUCACGGAAACUGAGACUAAGAGUAAGACUGCCCCUGCUGCAAAGACAGAAAAGAAAAACAUUGAUUACCAAAAGGUGUAUAAUGAUAUAGCAGAAAUGCUUGAUGAGGACCCAGAGUACGAUGAUGGAUCCUAUGGCCCCGUAUUGUUUCGUCUUGCAUGGCAUUGUUCUGGCACCUAUGAUAAGGAAACUCAAACUGGCGGAAGUAAUGGUGCUACCAUGAGAUUUAAGCCUGAAGCCACUCACAGCGCAAAUAAUGGUUUGGAUAUUGCCCGUGAUUUAUUGGAGAAGAUCCACCAGAAAUACCCUGAAAUCAGUUAUGGUGAUCUUUGGACCUUGGCAGGUGUUUGUGCUGUUCAAGAAUUGGGCGGUCCUACUAUCCCUUGGAGAGCUGGUCGUCAAGAUGCUUUAGAGGCUUCUAAAUGCACACCAGAUGGUCGUCUUCCUGACGCCACAAAAAAAGAGGACCAUGCUCGUGAUGUCUUUCAUAGAAUGGGUAUCAACGAUCGUGAAAUCGUUGCUUUAAUUGGUGGUCAUACUUUAGGCCGCUGUCAUCUUGAUCGUAGUGGAUUUGAUGGACCAUGGCAAGAGGCUCCUACUUUCUUUAGCAACGAAUACUACAAGGCUUUAGCUAACCGUACAUGGAUUAAGAAGAAUUUGGAAAGCGGUCAAUGGCAAUGGGUCGAUAAAGACAAUACUGUUGUAAUGAUGCUGCCUAUUGAACUCUCCAUGUAUAAUGAUAAGGGAUUCAAGAAGUACUACGAUUUAUAUGCCAAAGAUCAAGACGUAUUUUUCAAGGAUUUUGCAGCUGCUUUCAAGAAGCUUAUUGAAUUAGGCGUUCCUUUCACAGGUGAUGAGAAGGUUUACGAAUUCAAGAGAACCACCGAAUAA
This is a messenger RNA of Mucor mucedo, 1146 nucleotides long. RefSeq names its product heme peroxidase. The record is from RefSeq and is a predicted model, not a curated record. NCBI's taxonomy places the organism in Eukaryota, Fungi, Mucoromycota, Mucoromycetes, Mucorales, Mucoraceae. The transcript is spliced from 5 exons. Bases 1 to 1146 code for a protein of 381 amino acids. Gene Ontology annotation, biological process: response to reactive oxygen species; hydrogen peroxide catabolic process; cellular response to oxidative stress. Gene Ontology annotation, molecular function: heme binding; peroxidase activity.